GAUUUUAUGAAAUCUCAAGCAAAUACGGAUAAGUCUUUCGGAUAUGAUAUACUGUACGACUGGUUAGGAAAGGGUUUAUUGAUUAACACGUCGACAGACCUAUGGAGACAACGCCGUCGACUCAUUGCACCGGCAUUUCAUAGACAAACACUCGACAACUUUCUGCCCGUAUUUAAUGACUUAAGCCGAGUAUUUGAACAACAAUUACAUCGUUCACUCAAUAAGGGGAGUAUCGAUAUUUGUGAACUUAUUUUCCCCCUAUCAUUAGAUAUUAUUGCAGAAACGGGCAUGGGAAUAAAACUAAAUGCCCAAGGUAACAAACACCGGGAUUAUAUCAAUGCCAUACAACAUAUUGGUAAAAUAAUGGAGUAUCGAUUUUUGAAUCCACUUUUAUGGCCCGACUGUACAUUUAAAUUGUCCGAAACUGGUAAACAGUUUAAACAAUGUUAUAAUAUCUCACACUCACUGACACAUCGGGUUAUUAGUGAUCGAAAGCGGGUUAUGAUUGAAAAUAAGGGAUUUCACGGUUCGGACGCUAGCGAUGGUCAUAAUGAGGGAAAACCUGGUAAACGACUGGCCUUUUUAGACCUACUAUUAGCGCAUCAUUUGAGUGAUAAUAAUAGUCUAUCACUGGAGGACAUCCGGGAAGAAGUGGACACUUUUAUGUUUGCCGGACACGACACAACAGCCUGCUGUUUAUCGUGGACUAUUUACUUUCUUGGUUUAUAUCCGAAAAUUCAGGGUCGCAUUCACGAAGAAUUAGACGAAAUCUUUGACGACAAUUGCGAUAUUAAUGCCGAAAACAUUACUAAAUUACGUUAUUUAGAGGCAGUAAUUAAAGAGUCGUUGCGAUUGCGAUCACCGGUGCCCACAAUUAUGCGUACCCUAACACAGGAUAUACAACUCGGUCCAUAUACUAUACCAUCCGGGUUCGGGUUGGGUUCGGGUUUGAAAUUUGGAUCUAGGGUUCGGGUCGGGUUCGGGUCGAGUUGGUUUGGGUUCGGGCUGGGUCGGGUCGAAGAAUUUGUCGACAUUUCGGUCACUAAAUUGCAUCACGAUCCAGAUAUAUACCCUAAGCCCCUGAAGUUUAUUCCAGAUAGAUGGCUAUCAUCUGAACAUGGUGGUAAUAAAGCAGCUAGCUUUAUGCCGUUUUCGUUGGGCGCCCGCGACUGUAUUGGCCAGAGGUUUGCUAUGAAUGAGCUGAAAGUGGUUUUGGGCCGAGUCUUACAUCGCUAUGCCUUCCGAUCACUCGAACCCAUAGACAAAGUGAUUGAAUAUCACGCUAUGGUUAAGAAACCUAAAUAUGUACAAACAAGGAUCACACAGCGAUGCUAUACGUUAACCACUAUUCGGGUGAUUCUCAAAGAAUAG
Messenger RNA from Medioppia subpectinata, 1371 nucleotides. The record is from the annotation of a GenBank genome assembly. NCBI's taxonomy places the organism in Eukaryota, Metazoa, Arthropoda, Arachnida, Sarcoptiformes, Oppiidae.